Molecule: messenger RNA, 5204 nt
Organism: Fundulus heteroclitus (mummichog)
Lineage: Eukaryota; Metazoa; Chordata; Actinopteri; Cyprinodontiformes; Fundulidae
Product: MAM domain-containing glycosylphosphatidylinositol anchor protein 2
Exons: 17
Coding region: 949-3870 (973 amino acids)
Biological process (GO): nervous system development
Cellular component (GO): membrane
Molecular function (GO): protein binding
Source: RefSeq, a predicted model, not a curated record
CAGGCCAAGCCUGUUGGAAAAUACUGAGCGGGUAACCUGCCAACUAUAUCCGUAAAUAAACAAAUAAAACAAUAAACUUCUAUUGUUUUAUUGGUUAUACUGUACUUAAAACGUAAUAGUUUGCUAAUUUAUAAAAUAAUUCGAUUUUAUUCACUGUAAAGACGACAGCUGUGUAGUUUGAAAGCAGCGUUCGGUGAGGUAUUUCAGUUUAUUUUGAAAUGAUGCUCCGGAAGCCACGUUAGCUCCCUGCCGUGCUGAUUUCAAGCCCCCGGUUCGCCCAGUGACGUCUUUAUGUGACUGGCAGCUCUCCAGCGAUGAGUCCCCCGGUAUGACUCCCUGCCUCUCAGCCAUCCUCGCUCCGAGUCCCGGCAUCGCGGUCUCCCAGGGCAGGAGUCACCUCCCUCCAUCCUCGGCCUGAAGGGCCGUGACCAGCCGCCGGCAGCCGCAUCCCAGCGCGGAGCCGGGUUUCCAAGCCCACGCAUCGCGCUCUGGAUGGGGACGACCAGCUGAGCGGGCGAACCGCUGGUGGGGAAUCGUGAGCCUCCCGGUGCUCCAGCAUCGGACUCGCGCUGUUUUUCCUCUCAUCGCCUCACCGUCUACUACAAUGUCACGAGCAAGGAGACGCCGCUGAGGGACCGGCGCGAGCUUCUCCUCACAUCCUUGCUGGACGUCAUCCUCGUCAUCCGUUUCUGACGCUUUCAGCCAGCGUUCAUUCUAGGAUGGCCAGAACCGGACCUUCCGUUUGCCUCUGAACGACACCGGCAGCCGGGGGCUGGGGAGUGGGAGUUGGAGGGGGUGGGUAAUACCGGUCCGGAAACAUUUGGGACCUGUGGAUGAGAACCGGUCACCGGACCGGAUUCCGCGCGGAAAGAGCCGCUCAGGGAAGGAGGAAACAGGGGCGACUGCGGCGUGGGAGAACCGAACCGACAACCUGGGGGGGUGGGGGGAAUGGGGACUGAAGAGGAUGAGAAGAUGGGUUUACUUUUCGGACUCCUGUGGCUGUUUACCAGCGUCCUGCAGGGCGUGCACAGCCAGGGCGUGUACGCGUCCCCUACCGUGCGAAUUGUGCAUGCAGGUCAGGCCUGUAACGUGGAGGAAGAGCAAUACAGCGAGCGGGUUUACACCAUUCGAGAGGGAGAAACUCUGGAACUGCAGUGCCUCGUCACUGGACACCCCCGACCACAGAUUCGUUGGACUAAGACAGCAGGCGGAGCCUCAGACCGUCCAGGAAACUUGUCGCUGAACAGCGGAACUCUAAAAAUUGAGAACAUCAGCCGCCACCAGGGAGGGCGCUACUACUGCAAGGCUGAGAAUGGACUGGGAUUUCCGGCCAUUCGCUCCAUAAGAGUCGAUGUCUACUACUUGGAUAAACCACUGAUAACUGUGCAUCAGAGCGACGAUGAAGCAAAGGAGCAGUUCUACUUUGAGCGCACCGUCUUUCUCCGCUGUGCUGCCAACUCUAACCCUCCUGUCCACUACACCUGGACAAGAGACAGGGAGGUCCUGGCGGAGGGCUCGGACUCGGGGGUGGAGAUAUACAAGCCAUUUUUCACACAGGGUGAGACGAAGAUCUUGAAGCUGAAAAAUCUUCGUCUGCAGGAUUACGCCGACUACACCUGCAUUGCCUCUGUCAAGACUGCCUGCGGCAUUAGAGACAGAAGUACUGUCUUCAGUCUGAACAACAGGACAGGUCCUCCCUCUGUGAAAAUACUUUUGGAUGAUCCUGUGGUGGCAAACCCCGGGGAGACGAUCACUCUGGUGUGUAAAGUGAUAAGCGGGCACCCUGUGCCGGCCCUGAGAUGGUUGAGGGUGAACGGUGAGGAUCUACCAAAGAGGACUAUUGUCAAAGAUGGCACACUGACAGUCCCUGUUAUUAGUGAUGACGAUGGAGGAACCUACACCUGUGUUGCAUCCAACAACGUAGGAAACCCUGCUAAGAAAUCCAUCACCAUACUGGUCAGAGGUCUACGUAAGGGUCGGUUCUGGAUCACACCAGACCCAUACCACAAUGAAGACAAAAUUCAAAUUGGCCGCGAGGUCAAGAUAAGCUGCCAGGUGGAGGCCACGCCUUCAGACGAGCUGCAGUUCAACUGGCUGAAGAAUGGCCGGCCUCUGAAGAGCUCUGAGCGAAUGGUCAUCACCCAUACUGACCCUAACAUCUCGCCAGGGACCACCAAUCUUGACAUCAUUGACCUGAAGUUUACAGACUUUGGCACAUACACCUGUGUGGCAUCCCUGAGGAAUGGAGGAAUCCCAGAGAUCAGCAUUGAUGUAAAUAUUUCAUCCACCACAGUUCCUCCUGAGCUUACAGUCCCAAAGGGGCAAUCUCAACUGGUUGUUCUGGAAGGGGACACUGUAGACCUGCAGUGUUUGGUCUCAGGAAAACCCAAACCCAUCAUCAUGUGGUCUCGGGUGGAGGAGGGCGGGCCAGCCGCAGCAGUAGCACCUGUGAUGCCCGAUGGCUCUGCUCAGAUGGAGAGCUAUGAUGGCAUACUGAGGAUCUACAAUGUGACGAGAAAGAUGAGCGGAACGUACCGCUGCCAAACCAGCCAGUACAACGGCUUCAACAUCAAGCCCAGAGAGGCCCUGAUCCAUCUGGUGGUGCAAUUCACUCCGACUGUGGAGCCUGUUUACACGGAGGUCCGUCAGGCACUUGGCCGAGCCUUCAGCCUCACCUGCAACUUACUGCAAGCUUACCCAGCUCGCCACCUGCAGUACGAGUGGAAACUGGGCCCGCGCCUUCUUACUGUUGGACAGUUCAGUGACCAAACACAUGACACCAGCUACCAUGUCAAAGCUCUGAACCGAGAGGGCUACGGCGAGUACACCUGUGACAUCACCAACGAGGCCGGGGCAGGUCGCUGCACCUUCCUAGUUACAGGGAAAGCCUACGGUCCAGAGUUUUACUAUGACACCUACAACGCUCUGUGGCAGAACCGACCUCAGGUCUACGGCUUCAAGCUGCAGUGGACUCAGAUGGAGCCCAACGCUGUGGAUCGAAUUCUGGCCUACAGGCUCGGCAUCAGGCAGAUGGGUCAGAUCCGCUGGUGGGAGCAGGAGAUCCCUAUAGGCGGAGCCAUCCAGAAGGGCCAGCUGCUGACCUACAACCUGACCGAACUGGUCAAACCUGAUUCCUACCUGGUGCGCCUCACCCCCAUUACCCGGUAUGGGGAGGGGGAUGCCUCUGAACGCAUCAUCACAUACAGCGCUCCUGUUAACCCACAUCUCAGGGAGUUCCACUGUGGUUUUGAGGAGGAAGCGUUAUGUUCGUUCUCUCAAGACAAGUCGGAUGAGUUUGACUGGACACGUCACAGUGGAACCACAGAGGGCAUCACAUCCACACCCAACACGGGACCAAGCUCUGACCACACUGGCUCAACCCAGGGCUUCUACAUGUUCAUUGAGACAUCGAGUCCCAGGCUGGAGGGGGACAAGGCACGUCUGAUGUCCCCAAAUUUCAACAUACUAUCUAAGGGUGUCUCCUCCUCAGCCAGCAGCAAUCCCACCUACUGUUUUACCUUCUACUACCACAUGUAUGGGAGACAUAUAGGAGCUUUGAAUAUUUUCUUGCGCCAGAAAGGCCAGACACUGACUGAUACCUUAGUCUGGAGUCUUACUGGUAACCAAGGAAACAACUGGCGGCAGGCGAGGGUUAACAUCCACCCAACCACAGCCUUUCAGGUGGUGAUGGAAGGAGUCCGAGGCUCAAAUAAUGAAGGCAAUAUCGCUAUCGAUGAUGUUACCAUUGAAGAGGGCGAAUGCAAAGACUCUCCACCUAACAAUCUGAGGUCCUUUGCUUCACUGCCAUCAUGCCAUGUAUUUCUCCUCUACGUCACUCAAAGUCUAGUGUUGAUUGGCUGGCCGAGGUGACACCAUCAGCACCUCUUCCCCAUUUUAAUUAGCUCCAAGAUUCCAUGACUUUUGACUAUGGGCCAAGGGAUCUGUUCGGUUCCUUCUCACAACAGUUGGAAACAGAGCGGAACCUGCCUCCCUCUCUCAAAGGGAAAAUGAAUCCAUCUUUCACUGAUAUUUUAUCUCUAGUUUGGCAACAGUUCAAUCCAAGGUAGGCUUAGUUUAACUCCAGUACUUCACGUUGCUGUAACUACAUGUCUCUGCAAAUUGCUUUAUAAGCAACCAAUGGUAUGUAUUUAUAGAAUGAAGUGAUGAGACACACUAGGGAAGUUGCUUAGUAACAGCAACCUGCUGUAUAGCACUGGCCUCUGGUGAAGAAACAGUAGAACUGUAAAACUGAAUGCAGCAAAAGAUCCCAUGCAGAACAGGUGGGACGUCAGAAACGUGGCUGUAAAUUAAUGGGGACGAAGUAAAAGGAACAGAAACAAUCUGAAGAUGUCUGCAGGGAAUGUAGUCAGAGCAGUACCGUUUAUCAAGCAGAAGCUGUGACUGCAACUUGAAAGUUAAUCCAUCUUCUUUCUGUUCUGUGGUAUUUAUUCUAGGGUUUUCAUUGCAUAUUCUCCCAUAUCGCUUCAUUUAUUAACUCAUUAAGGCGCUUUCAUAUGCCAUGGAAAAUUAUUCACACCACAAACCACUAAAAUGUGAUAGACUAACACAAAGUAGGACCCAUUUAUGAAGUGGAAGGAAAAUGAAAUACGGUUUUUAAGUCUUUUAAUGCAUAUAAAUCUAUAAAGUGUGGUGUGCAUUUGUAUUCAGCCUCUCCAAAACUUUGCAGACCCAUCUUUCAGUGCAGCUACAGCUGCAGGUGUUUUGGGUAUGUCUCUACCAGUUUCACACAUCAAGACACCGAUAUUCUUCUUCGCAGAUUAGCCAAAAUCAGACCGGAUAGAGAGCUGACACUGAGCAUCAGAACAUCUGGGAACAUUCCUUUUCCGAUCUUGCCACAGGUUUCCUGAAUGGAUUUAGGACUGGAUUUUAACUAGGCCAUAGUAACACACACAUUUGCUUUGAUCUAAAUCCUUCCAUUGUAUCCCUGGCUGUAUGCUAGGACAGGGGUGUCCAGCUCCUCUCCUCAAAGGCUGGUGUCCUGCAGGUUUUAGAUGUAUUCUUGCUCCAUUAGGCUGACUUAAAUGGACAAAUGACUUCCUCAGCAUGUCACCUAUCACUGCAGCUGCAUGCUAAUGAACCAUCCAUUUGAUUCAGUUGUGUUGGAUCAGGGCAACAUCUAAAACAUGCAGGACACUGGCCCUUGAGGAGCGACUUUGGACACCACUGGUUUAGGGUUUAUCGUC